Messenger RNA from Leopardus geoffroyi (Geoffroy's cat), 1977 nucleotides. RefSeq names its product tetratricopeptide repeat domain 24 (gene TTC24). The coding region runs from base 191 to 1870 and encodes 559 amino acids. The transcript has 10 exons. NCBI's taxonomy places the organism in Eukaryota, Metazoa, Chordata, Mammalia, Carnivora, Felidae. Gene Ontology annotation, molecular function: protein binding. The record is from RefSeq and is a predicted model, not a curated record.
UUAGAGGUCAGUGAUACUCAGAGGGACGAGGUCACUGCUGCCGCGAAGCUAAGGGCAGGGAAGGUCAGGAAGACUUCCUAGUGGAGGCGGCAGCUGAUCUGGGUUGGAAAGGGAACAAGAAUUCAUCAGACUGAAAGAGGAAUUUCAGUCCGUGGAAACAGCAUGUGCAAGAGCCCGGAGUGUCAGCACGAUGUCUUCCUCCAACCCUGAGGAUACCCCCCGAGAGCCUGAGUCUGAGCCUGAACCCUCAACCUCCAAGCAGAAACAGAGGGGAAAGCGGCCACAGCAAGAGGCCAGCGUCCACGCCCUCACCAGGGCUGGCCACGGGGCGCUCCUGGCUGGCCGGAACCACGAAGCCCUGACCAGCUUCCAGAGGGCCUUCGUCCUGGCCUCGGAGGCCCCGCAAACUCGCGACACCCCUGUUCUCCGGGCCUGUGCCUUCAACCUGGGGGCUGCCUACGUGGAGACCGGGGACCCAGCCCGGGGCCUCGAGCUGCUCCUGAGAGCCCGACCUGAGGAGAAGGCGCAGGGCAGGCGUCAUGGCGACCAGUGUUUCAAUGUGGCUUUGGCCUACCACGCCCUGGGCGACCUGCCUCAAGCUUUGGCCUGGUACCACAGGGCCCUGGGUCACUACCAGCCACUAGGCGACCAUGGGCAAGUCCAGGCAAAAAUGGGAGCCUGCUACCGGGCUCUGGGACAGCCUGAGCUGGCAGCCCACUGUCUGCAGGAGGCGAGCCGGGCCUACGCCCAAGCAGGGCAGCCCCAGGCUGCGGCCUUGGCCUUGGGGGCUGCGGCGGGGUGUAUGCUGAAGAGCGGGCGGCAUGGGGUGGGCGCGGUGACGCGGGUGCUGGAGGAGAGCCGGAGGCUUGCUGAGAGGAGCCCUGAGCACAGACUGCUGGGGCAUCUCUAUAACGACCUAGGCCUGAGCUACUGCCAGCUCCAGCUGUUCCCGCUUGCAGCGGAGGCCUUCCUGCGGGCCCUGCCCCUGUGUCGCGGGCCGGGAGAGGAGGCCACGGUGCUGAGAAACCUCGGGACGGCCCACAGUGCCCUCGGCAACUACCGGCAAGCCCGGGAGUGUCACCAGAAGGCUGCUGACCUGCAUGGCUCUGGGGGGCAGCGGCGGGAGCAGGGCCGGAGCUUUGGCAGCCUGGCAUUUGUACUGAGCCAGCUGGGGGACCACAGGGCAGCCAGAGACAACUACCUACAUGCCCUGCAGGCGGCCCGGGACACUGGGGACACGAAGGGCCAAUGGCAGGCCUGCGAGGGGCUGGGGGCUGCCGCAGCCAGACUGGGGCAGCACGACCAGGCCUUGACCUACUAUAAGGAGGCGCUGGCUCGGAGUCAGAAGGAGCCAGACUCUGUGCGGGACCGGCUGGUGGCCAAGCUGGCGGACGCCAUGAGGACCCACCUGGCCCGGGCCGGGCUCGUCCCCACGCACGCCCUGACUUCGGCUCCAGGGAGGCCCCAGGCUCCAGGAGGGCCGGGAAGGGGCAGAGGGGGGGGACGUGUCCCUGGUGCUGCUCUGCCUCCUGUUCCCCACCCCUCCAGGUCUUCGGGUGGGUGGGAGGAAGAGGAAUUGGAGGAGGGCCAGGAGGAGAGAGAGGACCAGGCCCCACCGGAUGUCCCCCCCGCGUCUUGGGCGCAGAGGCUGGAGUGUCCAGGAUCCGGGGCCCAUCUCCCGCUUGGAGGCCAAGGCCCCCUCCGAAUGGAGCAUCCUGGCAUUCUGGUCCCCAGUGGCCCCCAAGUCAAUAGCCGCUGCCCCUGGCAAGCCCUCCCUGACUCCCGCAGGUCGCCCGGAUGGCCCAGGGAAACCCCAAGCAGGAACCCUCAGAGGAGACUCACCAAGUCUGGCUUCUGUACGAUCAUGUGACUCCACUCUGCUGGCCCGGAACGCGGCCUCUGUGCUUCCUCCGCAACACUCAAACGUUCCGGGUUUCUGGGACCAAGCCUCUUCCCGGGGGUUCAGCGCUGCAUGGA